This is a messenger RNA of Panonychus citri (citrus red mite), 1116 nucleotides long. It is a transcript of the gene Nf-YA, whose product is annotated as nuclear transcription factor Y subunit alpha-like. The transcript has a single exon. Gene Ontology annotation, molecular function: RNA polymerase II cis-regulatory region sequence-specific DNA binding; DNA-binding transcription factor activity, RNA polymerase II-specific. The record is from RefSeq and is a predicted model, not a curated record. Gene Ontology annotation, biological process: regulation of transcription by RNA polymerase II. Gene Ontology annotation, cellular component: CCAAT-binding factor complex. NCBI's taxonomy places the organism in Eukaryota, Metazoa, Arthropoda, Arachnida, Trombidiformes, Tetranychidae. Bases 408 to 857 code for a protein of 149 amino acids.
CCUUUUUUUCUUAAACAAAAAUAGAAUUUCAUUGAUUAGCAAUUUAAUUUAAGUGAACAAUUAACAACAACAAUUGAUUAGGUGAAAACUUGAUGAGAAAAUUACAAUUAAAUUGAAAGAAAAAAUUGAUUGAAGAUAAAUUGGUCUUCUUUUAAAAUGUCAACAUGAGAAAAAUAUUCUCACUUUGAAGGUUAGAAUUUUUUUUCAAAUUCUGCGCUUUCAUGUGGCUCCAUCUCUUGUUUGGGUUUAGAAUUUUCGACUCUUCUCUUUGGUUGAAUUUGGAAAUUUUUUCUUUUUUUUUAUUGAUAAAUUAAGUUGAAGAAUUUUAUUUGCUUGUUGAGUUGACAAUUCCCAUUUUUUUUUACUCUUUUUUGAGAUUUUUUUUCUUGUGACUUAUUAGUGUUUAAAUGUCGCAAAUACCACAGGAAACACCAUGGCCUUGUUUCUAUGUUUGGCAACAAAUUCCAGCUGAUGGAGGUAAUAUUGUCGCAACUCAAGCAACCGCAGCUUCAGCGGCAGCAGCAGCAGCAGGAGGAGGAAUAGUACAAACAGCGGUGCCCACAGCGGUUAAUCCUAAUGUGAUCAUGGCUGCUGAUGCUGGUGGGGCCAUGCAACAAACUGAAAGAAUUCCCAUUCAAGCAACACCUGAGAUGUGUGAUGAAGAACCAUUAUACGUAAAUGCCAAACAAUAUCAUAGAAUAUUAAUUAGACGUCAAGCUCGCGCCAAACUGGAAGCUGAAGGUAAAAUACCUGCGACCCGAAGAAAAUAUCUUCAUGAAUCAAGACACAAACAUGCCAUGAAUCGAGUUAGAGGCGAAGGUGGAAGAUUUAAACAAGGUGGUAACAACAAAGUUUAACUAAUUAUUUAUAAAUAGUAUAUAAAUUCACAUAUUAUAUUUUUGCUUCUCUCUCUCUCUCUACCUCUAUCUCUAUGUCUUUUUCCACAUCUAAGAUCUGUGUUUAACCUAAUCUUUUUUCGCCUCUUCUCUCUCUCUAUCUCUUACUCAUACCUUAUUUUUUACUCCAUUUGGAAAUCUACAAUUAGAGAAGAAAACAACUUCUCUACCUUUGUUUCCCUUUUUUCUCAAUAAAAACAUCACUAAUUUAAUGAAUGAA